Molecule: messenger RNA, 375 nt
Organism: Dicrocoelium dendriticum
Lineage: Eukaryota; Metazoa; Platyhelminthes; Trematoda; Plagiorchiida; Dicrocoeliidae
Source: the annotation of a GenBank genome assembly
AUGCUCAACCACCUGAAGAGACUUCGUGAGCGUCUGCGACAGAAGGAAGACACUGACGAACUCCUACAGCCAGUCGAUUUCGAACAGUUGAAGAUAGAAAACUCGCAGUACUUGAGCAAAAUCGAUCAGCUAAACACUGAAAUGCAAAAAGUAAAACGCAUUAGCGGUCGGAUACAGCAAGCGGUUAAUCUUCUUAAAAGCAGUUUGCACGAAAUUUCCAACGAAAAGACGAUGAUCGAAUCAGAAAUCGCAUAUCGACUUGAUAUCACCAACAGAGUGAAAGAUGAAAUACGGAUAGCCAAAAAGAUGUCGCUUUCUCACCACAAGAAAUUAUGGGCACAAACUGUUCGCGGUACAGAGAUCAGUGUGGCUUGA